This is a messenger RNA of Entamoeba histolytica HM-1:IMSS, 1125 nucleotides long. RefSeq names its product RhoGAP domain containing protein. The transcript has 4 exons. Gene Ontology annotation, cellular component: cytoplasm. Gene Ontology annotation, molecular function: GTPase activator activity. Lineage: Eukaryota; Evosea; Mastigamoebida; Endamoebidae. Gene Ontology annotation, biological process: small GTPase-mediated signal transduction. The record is from RefSeq and is a predicted model, not a curated record. Bases 1 to 1125 code for a protein of 374 amino acids.
AUGGGAAAAGUUUUUGGUGUAUUACUCGAAAAUGUGCCAACAUGUAAUGGUAUUCCGUAUCCUGUCUAUGAACUUAUUAGUUAUCUAACUGAAAAACAAUCCCGAAUAGAAGCUGAAGGAAUAUUUAGAAUAUCUGGGAAAUUAAAUGACAUUAAUAUUAUUAAAGCAAAAUAUGAUAAUGGAGAAACAGUUGAUUUGUCUAAAUAUGAUAUCCACACAGUGGCAGCUGUUUUAAAGGCAUUUUUUAGAGAAUUACCAGACUCAUUAGUUACUCAUGAAAAUACUGAUAUGAUAAUUGCUACAGUUCAAAUGGAUGAUAAAUUCUAUCCAACAAAAAUUAAAAAUAUUCAAAAUAUAUUAUCAUUUCUUCCAGAUAUUUAUUAUGAAACUUUAAAAUUAUUAAUUCAUUAUCUCAGAUUAAUUGCUGAUGCAUCAGCAAUUAAUAAAAUGAAUGUAUCAAAUAUUUCUGUCAUUUUUGGUGUAAAUAUAUUUACUGGUAUUGAUGUUGUUAAUUUACUUUCUUCAAAUAAUAGUGCAUGUUUUGCUUGUACUAGGUUUUUAAUUGAAAAUUAUAAAGAGGUAUUUGAUAUUGUUCAUGAUAAUUCCUUUAAAACAAUGCAACUCCCUCAAACUCAUGAGCCUGAAAAAAAAUUCCUUUCUAUUCCAAGAAAAUCCUCUAUUCCUCAAUCACAACCUAAACAAUCUCAAUCUCAAUCACAACCUCAACCUACAUCUAAUACUGUUUCAGUUCAAGUUCCAAAACAUGCCCCUCCACCAGUCCCUAAACAACGAAUAUUAUUUGGACAACCAGUUCAACAAAAGUCAGCAUCUACCCAACCCAUCUUUAUAUCUCCAAGUCACUCACCAAAUGCAACUCAAACUUUACGACCUUUACCUGCAAAACCACUACUUCCUGCAAAACCUAUUCGAAGUGAUAAUGUUAAUACUCCAGCACCUCAACCCAUACAUCGACCUCUCCCCCAAACUCCUUCACGAAAUCCUUCUCAACAACAUCAACCAAUUUUAACUAAAUCAGAGCCUUCAAUUGGAAGGUCUUUGCCUCCUAUCCCUCAAAAAAGAUCAGGAAUAAAUAUACAACAUACUCCUUAUCCACAAAUAUUGUAG